AUGACCAUGAAAGGCUACACUGGCAAGGCUGAGUUUCAGCCUGAUCUGAGGGAGAAAGCACUCAAGACUUCUACCUCCCCAUCCAGCGAUCACUUCAAAUCGUUGCGCCUAAAAGCAGCACCGCUCUCAAGCCCAUCUCCCCUUCGAUCCCAAUACCUAUACAAGACAAAUUUGCUUCGGAGCCAGUACCAUCAAGACCAUCGUCGACGUCACCAGCGGAGUGUUGAGGACUGGCGGAUAACUAUGGCCGAAGCUUCGGGCACAUCCUCCACAGGAGGCACGUCGAAAGGAAAAGAAGACCAAUUACAUGUUAAAGAGCUGGGGCUCACACAGAUUGAUGGGCACCCAGAAGAUCAUCCGUUUGUCGCCGAUGUGGUAUUUGUCCAUGGUCUGCAGGGACAUCCCCAAAGAACGUGGCAGUCGAAGUCGAACCCCGAUUCCAGCAUCAGGGCUCGAAAAUUUCGUAGACUCUUUUCCCGGAAAGGCACGGAAGCGAUAGCUCAUGAUGACCCCAAGCCGUUCUGGCCAGCGGAUAUACUUCCUCAGGACCACAAGGAUGUCCGGAUACUAACAUUCGGUUAUGACUCGAAAGUGACGAAAGCGUUUAUGGCCCCGACAAGCAAGAAUGGCAUAUUUCAACAUGGCAAUUCAUUUCUGAGAGCUGUAAGCCGUGCCCGAGUCGGCUGUCGUCAACGUCCAAUUGUGUUGGUAGCACACAGUCUAGGCGGCCUCGUCGUCAAACAAGCCUUGAUUGAGGCGCAGAAACAGAUCCAUGAUCCUGGCUUACUCGAUAUUAACGAUUCUACUCAUGCUAUCAUAUUCUUCGGUACCCCACACAGAGGUUCAGAUCUCGCGUCAUGGGGUCUCCUGCUGAGUACCGUUGCUAAGGUCGCUCAAUUCGACACGAAUGAAGCCGUCCUCAGAGAUCUGGAUCCUAUGAGCGGGAGCUCCAAAUUAGAGGAGAUGAGACUGGAUUUUGAUGAUAUACUGCAGGACAGUCAACGAUUGAGAGAGUUGCAUGUAUACUCGUUCCAAGAAGAGGAAGGUAUGACGGGUACCAAGUUGUUUGGCGGUAAGGUUGUCUCAAACGAGUCGUCAUCCCUGGACUCUCGAAAAUACGGUAACGACACCAUUCAUGCAAAUCACAUGAACAUGUGCCGCUUCAGCACAAAAGACGACGACGGCUAUGAAAAGUUUUCUGCCGUCCUUGCAAAGUACAUUAGCGAAAUAAAGACCAAACAGUCCGAAGCGAAGAAUGCACGGAACAAUGAUAUUCUGACUGGACUCGAUUUUGCAGAGCGCCGGGCACGAGAAUAUCAACUGCAGAACUUCGACACGAAACAAGAAACCUUCUCUUGGAUCUGGUCAUCAUCUUCGUUCGUGGAGUGGCUUUCAAGCCAGGACGGAGUGUAUUGGAUCUCCGGCAAACCUGGAAGCGGGAAGUCGACUUUGGUAGAGCAUCUCGUACAUCAUGACCGGACGAAGCUAGAAUUGCAAAAGCGGAUACGUCUACAUUUUUUUUUCGAUUUUCGUGGGGGUAAAGGUAUCAACAACAGCUUUGAAGGCUUACUCAGAUCCCUUCUCUACCAGCUCUUCAAAGCGAUGCCCCAGCUUGAAACACUGGAUCCAGAUGACAGUAAAUAUGACUCCUUCUCCAGCUGGCCUGAACGUAAGCUCCGCGAUGCUUUGCGUACAUCACUUGGGAAAGCCAAGGAAGGAGUGUGUAUCUUUGUGGAUGGGCUAGACGAAUAUGAAGGAAGUCUCCUAGAACUCAUCCAAUUUCUCAAGACCUUAGCUACAAGCGACAACAGUCAGGAUACUUCGAUCAAAGUUUGUUUGUCAAGCCGUCCCGAACCAAUACCUUCACAGUUUCUGCAACAUCUCCCAAAUCUAUCCAUGUCAGAUCACAAUGCAUCGGGAAUUCAAUCGUACUGUCUUUCAACGCUUGAGGAGCUGGAGCCGAAGGUUCUUGAGGGUUUGAACAUUUUGCAGGUGUCUCAUACUAUUGCAGAACGGGCAGAAGGCGUGUUUUUGUGGGCACGUUUCGCACUAGAGGAAAUCAUACAAGGUCAUUCCAGUGGAGAAACCCCCAAAGAAAUGUUAGUGAGACUGGACUCAACCCCUCAUGAUCUAGAAGAGAUUUACGAUCGCAUGUUUCACCGUAUGGAUGCACCAGCUAAGGAAGAAUGUAUGAUUAUGCUACGGCUUGUUUGCUUUGCAAAGAGGCCGCUUGCAUGGCAAGAGCUACUUGUGGCUACCGAUAUUGCCAUGAACAAGGAUGUGGUCGAUAGUGAGCGUAUCCGUGGCGAUACAGACUCGGCAGUUGCGUCCAAAGUGUACAAAACUUUUACCCAAAGACUCCGUGCAAAAGCUGUGGGACUUCUGGAACUUGUCAAACAAGUCAAACAACAAACAGAUGGGUUUGACGAGAGCUUUAUUGCACCGAAAUUGAUACACAAAAGUGUAAGCACAUAUUUGGACCGGAAAGGAUGGCAAACAUUAGGAAUGCUGCAAGAAGAAAGUAUGAUCCAACACGAGUCAUUUUUCAUCAAAACAUGCACUCGGUAUCUCCAUCGUCUCCUGCGUCAUUCCAAGUUGGGAAAGAACACCAGUCGUAUCGUUUGGGAGGAAUGGUUCGAUAAGAAUAUUUCCUACCGGAUUUCCAGGGAAGUAUCUCAAUGGAACGACUCGGCUGGCAUGUAUUCCUUCUUCACCUAUGCUGCAGGCUAUGUCUUUGAGCAUGCAAAGUCCUUGGAGCGGCAUGGGGUCUCUUCAUACCCACUACUUGACAGUCAUUUGACAGAGCAAUUCUAUCUACACGUUCUUAAAGUGAACAACUGGGAGCAGAGAUCGACGAUAGAUGUUUGUCAGCCCUGUCUACGAGUACCCUGGAAAUUAUUGUUUGAGGACUUCGACGCCAUCUGCGUGGCAUCUCUCCAUGGGCUCGAGGCGUACUGCCAAAGUGAUUUGGAAACCAGAUCACAAGCGCCUGGACAAACUUUUUGGGAACGAGCUUUGAGUUGUGCGCUCUUCGGGUGCUUCUCGCCGGAAUUCUAUAGAGAUGAUUUCAGAUUCCCGCAAACAGUGACGUUAGCAUUACAGAACAUUACCACUGUACAGCAACUUCAUCUUGAGCAGGCGCUCUCCCUCUUAGUGGGGACGUGGGGGUCCACACCCCAUGCUGAGAUUAGGAAGUUGGUGUUACAACACGAGUCCAUAAAAUCCCUCCAGCUUGUCGACCGUGAUGGACAGGCCGUCACACUUCUUUGGUUACUCACUCAAGAUGGCCUUCACCGCUUUUCGAAGGAGGCUUUUGAUUUGUUGAUCGAAGGAGCAAAUCGCAGAGAAGAAGACGUGCGUCAACGCUGUGGCCCCGAGGGAAAUUUGGUAGAGACGUUGCUAAAACAGAGUCCGACCCCUCAGAGGAAGGAAAAGCUGAGGUGGCUUUGCGAGUACUACGAAUCAAUGUCUUGGCCUUUUGAAUACGAUCUCGAUGAAAUCGAAAAAAAGGACUUAAUCCUAUACAAACACAAUCUUUUUCGAGAUUCAACUUCGAGGACUUCAAGAGGAAAAGCUCACCUCUCUGAAGGUCGAGCAUGA
Letharia lupina is the source of this 3600-nucleotide messenger RNA. RefSeq lists its product as uncharacterized. Bases 1 to 3600 code for a protein of 1199 amino acids. NCBI's taxonomy places the organism in Eukaryota, Fungi, Ascomycota, Lecanoromycetes, Lecanorales, Parmeliaceae. The record is from RefSeq and is a predicted model, not a curated record. The transcript has 5 exons.